AUGAGCCACCAGCAGACUCAGUUGAAACUAUUAGAGAAUGGGCUGAUGAGCGCUCUAAUGGGAAAUAUAGAUGAUGAGCCACCGGCAGACUCAGUAGAAACUAUUAGAGAAUGGGCUGAUGAGCGCUCUAAAUGGAAGUUGGAUAUAGAUGAUGAGCCACCAGCAGACUCAGUAGAAACUAUUGGAGAAUGUGCUGAUGAGCGCUCUAAUGAGAAGUUGGAUAUAGAUGAUGAGCCACCGGCAGACUCAGUAGAAACAAUUGGAGAAUGGGCUGAUGAGUGCUCUAAUGAGAAGUUGGAUAUAGAUGAUGAGCCACCAGCAGACUCAGUAGAAACUAUUGGAGAAUGUGCUGAUGAGCGCUCUAAUGGGAAGUUGGAUAUAGAUGAUGAGCCACCUCCAGACUCAGUAGAAACUAUUAGAGAAUGGGCUGAUGAGCGCUCUAAUGGGAAGUUGGAUAUAGAUGAUGAGCCACCACCAGACUCAGUAGAAAUUAUUAGAGAAUGGGCUGAUGAGCGCUCUAAUGGGAAGUUGGAUAUAGAUGAUGAGCCACCGGCGGACUCAUUGGAUAUAGAUGAUGAGCCACCGGCAGACUCAGUAGAAACUAUUGGAGAAUGGGCUGAUGUGUGCUCUAAUGAGAAGUUGGAUAUAGAUGAUGAGCCACCAGCAGACUCAGUAGAAACUAUUGGAGAAUGGGAUGAUGAGCGCUCUAAUGAGAAGUUGGAUAUAGAUGAUGAGCCACCAGCAGACCCAGUAGAAACUAUUAGAGAAUGGGCUGAUGAGCGCUCUAAUGGGAUGUUGGAUAUUGAUGAUGAGCCACCGGCAGGCUCAGUAGAAACAAUUACAGAAUGGGCUGAUGAGCGCUCUAAUGGGAAGUUGGUUAUAGAUGAUGAGCCACUGGCAGACUCAGCAAAAACUAUUAGCGAAUGGGCUGACGAGCGCUCUAAUGAGAAAUUGGAUAUAGAUGAUGAGCCACCACCAGACUCAGUAGAAACUAUUAGAGAAUGGGCUGAUGAGCGCUCUAAUGAGAAGUUGGAUAUAGAUGAUGAGCCACCAGCAGACUCAGUAGAAACUAUUAGAGAAUGGGCUGAUGAGCGCUCUAAUGAGAAGUUGGAUAUAGAUGAUGAGCCACCAGCAGACUCAGUAGAAACUAUUAGAGAAUGGGCUGAUGAGCACUCUAAUGAGAAGUUGGAUAUAGAUGAUGAUCCACCAGCAGACUCAAAAGAAACUAUUAGAGAUUUGGCUGAUGAGCGCUCUAAUGGGAAGUUGGAUAUAGAUGAUGAGCCACUGACAGAAUCAGUAGAAACUAUUAGAGAAUGGGCUGAUGAGCGCUCUAAUGAGAAGUUAGAUAUAGAUGAUGAGCCACCAGCAGACUCACGCUCUAAUGGGAAGUUAGAUAUAGAUGAUGAGCCACCGGCAGACUCAGUAGAAACUAUUAGAGAAUGGGCUGAUGAGCGCUCUAAAUGGAAGUUGGAUAUAGAUGAGGAGCCACCAGCAGACUCAGUAGAAACUAUUAGAGAAUGGGCUGAUGAGCGCUCUAAUGGGAAGUUGGAUAUAGAUGAUGAGCCACCGGCAGACUCAGUAGAAACUAUUAGACAAUGGGCUGAUGAGCGCUCUAAAUGGAAGUUGGAUAUAAUUGAUGAGCCACCAGCAGACUCAGUAGAAGCUAUUAGAGAAUGGGCUGAUGAUCGCUCUAAUGGGAUGUUGGAUAUAGAUGAUGAACCACCAGCAGACUCCUUAGAAACUAUUAGAGAAUGGGCUGUUGAGCGCUCUAAUGGGAAGUUGGAUACAGAUGAUGAGCCACUGGCAGAUUCAGUAGAAACUAUUAGAGAAUGGGCUGAUGAGCGCUCUAAUGGGAAGUUGGAUAUAGAUAAUUAG
Messenger RNA from Schistocerca piceifrons (Central American locust), 1875 nucleotides. RefSeq names its product protein IWS1 homolog. The record is from RefSeq and is a predicted model, not a curated record. The transcript has 4 exons. Bases 1 to 1875 code for a protein of 624 amino acids. NCBI's taxonomy places the organism in Eukaryota, Metazoa, Arthropoda, Insecta, Orthoptera, Acrididae.